AUGUACUUGUCCAGUGCACAAGCAGCCAAAGAUAGCAGCCUAAUGGCACCUCACUGGCACCAUCCGGGUUUGAGCCCAGCCUUGACAUCCUGGAGAAAGCCGUGGGGCACUGGACUCUGCCUGUCCAGCUGCAGAGGACAACUGUGCGAAUCCACAGAUUCUGGAGAGAGUACUGAGGAGAUGCAAUGUGAUCGCCUGGGUUUCGUUGAGAAAGGCAGAGGCCUGCGCCAGGUGGUCCUCCCUCAUGAUUUGUGCGAUAAAUUCCUCACUGCAGCAGGAAUGAACACCAAGAAAAAAAUAGAGACAUGUGGUGUUCUAUGUGGAGCCCUGGUUGGAGAGGAAUAUCACAUCAGCCAUAUCCUCAUUCCUGUCCAGGAAGGAGGCCCAGAUUAUUGCUGUGCAAAGCAUGAGGAGGACCUCUUCUUUAUUCAAGAAGGACUGGGACUUAUUACAUUAGGAUGGAUACAUACCCAUCCAACCCAGACAGCCUUUUUGUCAAGUGUAGAUCUACACACACAUUUUGCAUACCAAACGAUGCUCCCUGAAUCCAUAGCUGUGGUGUGUGCUCCCAAGUAUAAACAAACUGGAAUUUUCACACUGACACCUAUUGGACUACAAGAAAUAUCCGAUUGUCCAUGGAGAGGGUUCCACACCCACAGACAAGACACAGCUCUCUUCUGUGUAUGUAUCUUUGUACAAGUAAUCAAGGCCAUGUUUUCAAGCAGGACACAGUGCUGA
This is a messenger RNA of Apodemus sylvaticus (European woodmouse), 738 nucleotides long. RefSeq names its product STAM-binding protein-like. NCBI's taxonomy places the organism in Eukaryota, Metazoa, Chordata, Mammalia, Rodentia, Muridae. Gene Ontology annotation, molecular function: protein binding; metal-dependent deubiquitinase activity; K63-linked deubiquitinase activity. The record is from RefSeq and is a predicted model, not a curated record. The coding region runs from base 1 to 738 and encodes 245 amino acids. Gene Ontology annotation, biological process: protein K63-linked deubiquitination. The transcript is spliced from 6 exons. Gene Ontology annotation, cellular component: cleavage furrow; endosome.